This is a messenger RNA of Vespa velutina, 2863 nucleotides long. Its product is annotated as probable U3 small nucleolar RNA-associated protein 11. Gene Ontology annotation, cellular component: small-subunit processome; nucleolus. The transcript is spliced from 3 exons. Gene Ontology annotation, biological process: rRNA processing. Lineage: Eukaryota; Metazoa; Arthropoda; Insecta; Hymenoptera; Vespidae. Bases 157 to 918 code for a protein of 253 amino acids. The record is from RefSeq and is a predicted model, not a curated record.
GUCACGCUUAGAAUUGUAAGGUUAUGUUUCGUUAUGUUCAAUAUUGAAAACGUUCGUAAAUGUAACAUAUUAUUCUUAAAAAUUAUCGAUCGUUGCUCGAAUAAUAUUUCUUGGAAGUAAUUUUAUACGGAACAAGAUUCGAAAAAUAAUUUAAGGAUGUCUUCUUGGAAGAAAGCAGCCAAAGCAACGCAAAAAACUCAUAAAGAACGACAUCAACCAGAGGCUCGUAAGCACUUAGGUCUUCUUGAAAAAAAGAAAGAUUAUGUUGCAAGAGCAAAGGAUUAUCAUAGGAAAGAACGAACUUUGAAGUUAUUGCAAAAACGUGCUCUCAAUAGAAAUCCGGAUGAAUUUUACUUUCACAUGAUCAAUUCAAAAAUAGAGAAAGGUGUGCACAGAGAAAAAGAUAAGGAAGACGAACAUACUCCCGAUCAGAUUAAGUUAAUGGAGACGCAAGAUAUAAAAUAUGUUGCUUAUAAAAGAAAUAUAGAAGCGAAAAAGGUAGAAAAGUUGCAGAGUCAGUUACAUCUAAUAGAUGCUGCAAAUGAAGUAAAAAAUACGCAUAUAUUCUUUGUCGAAGAUGAGAAAGAGGAAAGAAACUUUGAUAUUGCUAAGAAAUUAAAUACGCAUCCUGCGUUAUUGUCGAGGCGUACAAAUAGACCUAAUUUGUCUAAAUUAAGAGAUAUAAAGUUCCCUCGAGUUGAUGAAAAUACUCUUGCUACCAUUGAACAACAAAAACACAUGGCUUAUAAGGAAUUGUAUAAGAGAAUAGAAAGAGAAAGAGAGUUAACUGUCGUUCAACAAAAAUUAGAAAUUCAGAGAGCUCUAGCAAAGGAGAAAGAAAUUAAACCAAAACAGGUGAAACCUGCAACGAGAGAUUCUGCUCCUAUAUAUAAAUGGAAGUUUGAAAGAAAGCGUUGAUAUAUUUUUAUACAUAUUAUAAGUAGCUAUUUCGGUCCGAAGACAAACAGUGAUUGAUCUAAAAGAAACAUAAAUAAUACUUGGAUAUUAGUAAUAAUCAUUGGAUAUAAUUAUCGAGAAGAAUAUUUUUUACCUGGGAAAUUGAUUCAAUUCUAAAAUAUUUGCACAAACACUUGAAAAGAAACUGCCAGGUACUUGAUUGCAUAUUCUAAAGGAUUUAUACUCUAUCGAUAAAACAAUAUAUAAAUAGAAUUAAUAUAUUUUACAUAUUGUUAAAAAAAAGGGGUACUUUAUAAAAGUCUUACCUGUAAUAAUUUGAUUAGCUAAGAUUACUGCAUUCAGCGUGAUAUUUACUUUCAGUCUGUUCGUUUCAUAAGUAAAAUUGACACAAACUAAAAAAACAAGUGAUCAUUCAAAAAAUUUCGCAUGCAUAGAGUAGAGUAUAUUAGAAGAAUUGUUUUAUUAUAUAUUUAUCAGUAAUUUUUUUAUUUUCAACCUACGUUGUUUCGUCAUCUUGGUAUAAAUGAUGAUAACAUUUUCGCAGCAAGAACAGGUGUAAGAUGUAGGACAAGUGCAUGAUCUUCCAUUUAACGAAUUGGUUUUGAAAAUCAAAAAUGCUUUCGACGCGGGAAAUCCUAUGGUGUAUUUGUUAAUAUAAAUAUAUACUAGAGCUGCGUUCUUUAUGCAUGUAUGUAUAAAAAAAAAAAAAAAAAAAGAAAAAAAAUUAAAAGGAAGAAAGGAACAAUUUGAAUCAACUAACUUUGCUUCUUAUUUAUAUUAAAUUCUGAAAAAAUGCACAGUAGUAAGAGGAACGUUUUGCACAGACGUAAAUUCAUUUCUUCGCACUAUUAGCUAAUACAAAUAAUACACAAAUAAAAAUAAUACACAGUUCAGUUAAUAAUAUCGAUGUUUUCACACUUUGAACUAUCUAAGUAUAAUAAAAUGAACGACGCUUUCUGGUCCGAUGUCUAUGCGAUACCUUUUCUACCGGAAAUAAUAAUCACUAUGAUGACCGAUAUAAAAGUUCAUUGAAUUUUAACGGAAAUCAGCGUUAUUUGUCACAAUUGUUUGACUCGACACUUUAUAUCGCGAUUGUUCAAUUGAAAAUCAUGUUUCUUUGCUUUGUAAAAUAAUUUUUGGUACUACAAUCAAAAAAAAAAAGAAAAAGAGAGAAAAAUGGACUAUCAUUAUAAAAGACUAUCAUAUGCUUUCGAUCAAACUCGAAUCUAUUUACAAUAGAGAAUUGGUCAAAGGUAAUUAUUAAUUAAGAUACAUAUGACAAAAUAAAAAAAAAAAAAAUAUAUAUAUAUAUAUAUAAAUAGAAUAAAUGUUUCUUUUAAAAUCUUAUAUUAAUCGUCGACGUAUGUAAAUAAUAACAAUUAUGUUAAAAAUCUAAUAUGUCGUCAUCAUCGUCGUCAUCAUCGUCAUCAUCAUCGUCGUCAUCGUAAUCAUCAUUAUAAUCGGUGUCGUCAUCGUCUGGAAAAAUUUCGACUUGGCCUAAUCCACCCCCAUCUUCCGGUUUUAUAUGAGCUAAACCAUUUGAACCAAAUCGGAUGCAAUCUAAUCCAACCUGCAUACGUGAAUAUUAUCAUCGUUCAUUAUCAUUUAUAUACUUAAAUCUCCAACUGUACACAUAUAUAUAUAGCUAUCGAUGAGUAUAUAUAUAUAUUUAAAUAGGAUCAUAAAAAAUGCUUUACUUUGAACAACGUUGUAUCUCUAAACUUUCCUUCCAUGUUGAUACAGAGAUGUAUAUUUCUACCUUGAAAGAAUAUAUUAUAAAAUCUCACACAGGCCCUAAUGUACGGUAUCCUUGGUACGGGCACGCAAAUUGGUCUAGGAUUUUUCCCUGAAACGAGUGGAAAAUGAAAAUCUUCAAAAAAAAAAAAAAAAAAAAAAAAAAAGAAAGAAUUGAAACGACCAAAAAAAAAAAGGAAGCAAUAUCCAU